AUGGCCUUUCCCUGCCACAGGUCUGCGAACCUCAAGACUCUGGUCUUCCUUCUAGUGGGCCUGGGUUUCUUGGCAAUGCAUCUGUGGUUCCUGCAGACCCAGAGGUCCCAGCAGGAGGAGGCGUGGGAUCUCCCAAUGGAUGCUCCUGCUGCUGCUGUUGCUGAGCCCUCUGCGCUCAACCCAGGGCGCCCGUGUGUGCUAAACGCUUCUGUGAACGCCACGCCCGACUUCGAGCAGCUGCCCGCCCGGAUCCAAGAUUUCCUGCGGUACCGCCACUGCCGCCACUUUCCGCUGCUCUGGGACGCGCCGGCCAAGUGCGCGGGCCGCCGGGGCGUCUUCCUGCUCCUGGCCGUGAAGUCGUCCCCUGAGAACUACGAGCGGCGCGAGCUCAUCCGCCGUACUUGGGGGCAGGAGCGUAGCUACCGCGGCCUGCCAGUGCGCCGCCUCUUCCUUCUGGGCACGCCGCCGCCCGAGGCCCGCGAGCGCUCCGAGCAGCUGGACGCGCUGGUGGCCCUGGAGGCCCGCGAGCACGGCGACGUACUGCAGUGGGCCUUCGCCGACACCUUCCUCAACCUCUCGCUCAAGCACGUGCACCUGUUGGACUGGGUUGCAGUACGCUGCCCACAGGCGCGCUUCCUUCUCAGCGGCGACGACGAUGUCUUCGUGCACACGGCCAACGUGCUGCGCUUCCUGGAGGCGCAGACGCCCAGCCGCCACCUCUUCACCGGGCAGCUCAUGGACGGCUCCGUGCCCAUUCGCGACAGCUGGAGCAAGUACUUCGUGCCCCCGCAGCUCUUCCCCGGGCAGGCCUACCCGGUGUACUGCAGCGGCGGCGGCUUCCUCCUGUCCAGCCACACGGCCCAGGCCCUGCGCAAGGCUGCCCAGCGCACGCCCCUCUUCCCCAUCGACGACGCUUACAUGGGCAUGUGCCUGCAGAGCGCCGGCCUGGCGCCCAGCGGCCACGAAGGCAUCCGGCCCUUCGGCGUGCAGCUGCCCGGCGCCCGCCAGCCCUCCUUUGACCCCUGCAUGUACCGCGAGCUGCUGCUCGUGCACCGCUUCAGGCCCUACGAGAUGCUGCUCAUGUGGAAGGCGCUACACGAUCCCGGGCUGAGCUGUGGCCCAGCACACAGGGUCUCCUGA
Molecule: messenger RNA, 1140 nt
Organism: Orycteropus afer afer
Lineage: Eukaryota; Metazoa; Chordata; Mammalia; Tubulidentata; Orycteropodidae
Gene: B3GNT6
Product: UDP-GlcNAc:betaGal beta-1,3-N-acetylglucosaminyltransferase 6
Exons: 1
Coding region: 1-1140 (379 amino acids)
Cellular component (GO): membrane
Molecular function (GO): hexosyltransferase activity
Source: RefSeq, a predicted model, not a curated record